AUGGCCAUCGACGAAGACAAUGGCCUCUGCACAGCUUCUGUGGCAGAAAAAUACCCACAUGGGAUGCCCAAAGAGUCGGACGGACGGGGGUACUGGGGGACCAAAGCCGAGUUCAUCCUGACUGUGAUGGGAGCGAUCAUCGGACCUGGGAAUGUAUGGAGGUUCCCUUACCUGUGCUACAGAAACGGCGGAGGCGUGUUUCUCAUCCCAUACAUUUUGUUCAUGUUUACAUGCGGAGUCCCUUUAUUCUUCCUUGAGACUGCCUUGGGACAGUACACCAACGAGGGGGGAAUUACGUGCUGGAGAAAGAUUUGUCCGCUAUUCCAAGGCAUUGGCUAUGCCAGUCACUUAAUCAUCAUAUUCAGUGCCACCUCCUACAUUAUCAUCAUUGUAUGGGCAUUCUUUUACCUGUUCUCCUCCUUCAGCGGGGAUUUGCCCUGGGCCACAUGUGGACACUACUGGAACACAGACUCAUGCUUUGACUUCAUCCCUCCAAAUCUGAGCAUCAGCAUGACAUCCAGACUGAAUACCACUCUUCCUGUUGUGGAGUUCUGGCAGCGUCGGGUUUUGAAAAUCUCUGGUGGUAUCGAGGAGGUGGGGAGCUUGAGGUGGGAACUGGUCUUGUGUCUCAUCCUGACCUGGGUCAUCUGCUACUUCUGCGUUUGGAAGGGUAUCAAGUCAACAGGAAAGGGAGGGAUGUACCUGCUCCAGCUGUUGGACCAUCAUGUCUGCAGUGGCACCACCCUGCUCCUCCUCUCCCUCUGCCAGUCUGUCAGCAUUGCCUGGGUGUAUGGUGCUGACCGUUUCUAUGGCAACAUCAUAGACAUGAUUGGUUAUCGUCCAUACCCAUUAAUGAAGUACUGCUGGUGCUACAUCACUCCCUUACUCUGUUUUGGCACCUUCAUCUUCUCUAUUGUCAGAUACUCCCCUCUGAAGUUCAGCAACACUUAUGUUUAUCCACUCUGGGCCAACAUCUUGGGCUGGUUCAUUGCCACCAUCUCCCUCUCCCUUAUCCCACUCUUUGUGUUACAUAAACUGAGGCAGGGAAAAGGCUCUCUUCGACAGCGAUUCUUGUUUCUCUGCCAGCCUGUGGACCACCUCCUGAUGGAACAAAAAUGUCUUGCCACACUAGGAACCAAUGGCACCAGUCCCAACACAGAGCUCAAACCUUUAGCCCAACUCGUUCAGUGAACAUAAAGAAGUUGUUCAGCUGAGAGGUGUGCUGUAAAUUAUUGUGUGGUCUUCUGGAGCCUUAUUCAUCAAUCUUCUAAGAAUCCAAAAUCAGGAUGCUCUAAAAUGAGGCUACUUAGGAGGCAACUGUGUGUGAAAAGUUUUUUUGCUACAAGUGAAGAAUAAGACCCAUUUAUAA
Messenger RNA from Micropterus dolomieu (smallmouth bass), 1369 nucleotides. Its product is annotated as sodium- and chloride-dependent GABA transporter 2-like. Gene Ontology annotation, cellular component: membrane. The coding region runs from base 1 to 1191 and encodes 396 amino acids. The record is from RefSeq and is a predicted model, not a curated record. NCBI's taxonomy places the organism in Eukaryota, Metazoa, Chordata, Actinopteri, Centrarchiformes, Centrarchidae. The transcript has 9 exons. Gene Ontology annotation, biological process: sodium ion transmembrane transport.